This is a messenger RNA of Xyrauchen texanus (razorback sucker), 2903 nucleotides long. RefSeq names its product regulatory factor X, 6 (gene rfx6). The record is from RefSeq and is a predicted model, not a curated record. NCBI's taxonomy places the organism in Eukaryota, Metazoa, Chordata, Actinopteri, Cypriniformes, Catostomidae. The transcript is spliced from 19 exons. Bases 79 to 2835 code for a protein of 918 amino acids. Gene Ontology annotation, biological process: regulation of transcription by RNA polymerase II. Gene Ontology annotation, molecular function: DNA-binding transcription factor activity, RNA polymerase II-specific; RNA polymerase II cis-regulatory region sequence-specific DNA binding.
UUGAGGGAUCAUUUUUGAAUUUCAGUAGGUGGUUUUAAUUUCGCAUUCCAGUUUUUCCUUUUUAAUUUCUCCUUGAACAUGCCGAUGAAAAGAAAUAUAGGCAGUCCAUCAAAGAAUGACACGUUUCAUCAACUACAACCAUCACAGACAAAGAGAGCUUGCAAAAGUGCAGAUGACCUCCAUGCAAUGAUUAUUGUUGACCAAGAGGAUCUCAGAAAAAGCAUGUUUUUCAAAACCAAACUGGAUGAGGAAGAGGAUUCUGGAAUUAAAUCAGAAGCUGAUGAGAGCAAUGGAAGCAUAUCCUCAGAAGAUGAUUUGGAUCACCUGGAUUAUUCAAAGAGCUUCUCUCUGACACCAAGUAUGCCAAAGAAAAGCAUCAGUCAGAUCAUCAAGGACAAAAAGAAACAGACCCAGCUUACUUUACAAUGGCUUGAGGACAAUUACAUUGUUUGUGAAGGUGUUUGCCUGCCGCGGUGUAUCCUUUAUGCUCAUUAUUUGGACUUUUGUCGGAAGGAGAAAUUAGAUCCUGCAUGUGCUGCCACAUUUGGAAAGACCAUACGACAAAAAUUUCCUCUGCUUACGACACGAAGGCUUGGAACCAGAGGCCAUUCAAAGUAUCAUUAUUACGGAAUUGGGAUUAAGGAGAGCAGUGCGUAUUAUCACUCUGUGUACUCGGGAAAAGGUUUGACACGAUUCUCUGGAAGCAAGCUAAAAAAUGAGGGAGGAUUCACCAGGAAAUACUCCCUUAGUUCUAAAACAGGAACGCUUUUACCUGAAUUUCCAUGUGCGCAACAUCUAGUGCUACAGGAGUCUGUUUCAAAAGAAAAGGUUGACACAUUGAUUAUGAUGUACAAAACUCAUUGUCAAUGCAUUCUGGACAACGCCAUCAAUGUCAACUUUGAGGAGAUCCAGAACUUCCUGCUUCACUUCUGGCAGGGGAUGCCUGAACAUCUCCUUCCACUUUUGGAAAAUCCAGUUAUUGUGGACAUUUUCUGUGUGUGUGACUCUAUACUUUACAAGGUUCUGACUGACGUUCUCAUCCCUGCUACAAUGCAAGAUAUGCCAGAGAGUCUUUUGGCAGAUAUUCGGAAUUUUGCCAAGCACUGGGAACAAUGGAUGGUGUCCUCGUUGGAGAAUCUACCAGACAUUCUCUCAAAUAAGAAAUUGCCCAUAGCUCGACGAUUUGUGUCCUCCUUAAAGAGACAGACUUCAUUCUUACAUCUUGCACAGAUCGCAAGACCUGCCCUUUUUGACCAGAAUGUGGUGACCUCUAUGGUGAAUGAUAUCGAUAAAGUGGAUUUGAACAGUAUUGGUUCUCAAGCGCUCCUUUCAAUCACAAAUGACCAAGAUUCAGACUUCUACACUGAAUAUGACUCCAUUUCAGUUUUUCAAGAGCUGAAAGACCUCCUGAGGAAAAAUGCCACAGUAGAGUCUUUUAUUGAAUGGCUAGACUCUGUUGUGGAGCAGAAAGUUAUUAAGCCCAGCAAGCAAAAUGGUCGGUCGGUUAAAAAGCGAGCUCAGGAUUUUCUUCUUAAAUGGAGUUUCUUUGGAGCACGAGUGAUGCACAAUCUCACCUUAAACAAUGCUACCAGCUUUGGCUCGUUCCACCUCAUUCGGAUGCUAUUGGAUGAGUACAUACUACUAGCAAUUGAAACACAAUUCAACAACGACAAAGAGCAGGACCUUCAGAACCUCCUGGAGAAAUAUAUGAGGAAUGCAGAUGCCAGUAAAGCUGCAUUCACAGCCUCACCGAGUUCCUGUUUUUUGGCCAAUCGGAAUAAAUCUUGUGUGGCACUGAAUGAUUCAACUGUCAAGGACGAGAACGCCCCAGAACAUGAUUUCCUGUCGCUCACGGCUACACAGCAAGGACUUGGGGCUAAUACUGUUGUGUACCAAGGUACCGAUUCGGACAGCUUCACUUUAUCUGGAGAAAUGGAUUACUCGCAGAACAGUGCGCCCCUUAUGACCCCUCCGAUAUCUCCUGCUAUGAUCAACCAUAGCAGUGUGAUCAACCAGGGUCCGAUGGCUGUGAGGCCCCAGAGCAGCUGCUCCAUCCAGGCCCAAGUGUCUUGCCAGGCUUUCCCUGAUACAAUGUACCAGAGCCUGCCCAAUGCCAGUUCUGGCUCCUACCCUAACCCCUCUUUUUACCAGCCCAUGUUUAGACCACAGACACACACUCCAACAUCAGCCUAUCAAGCUCGGGUGGAGAGCGGGCGCUACACGUCCUUCUCUGGGCACCAGCUGGCCAAAGAUUGCUUCAGUGGCAGCUGUACGGUGUCUCCCUAUAGUUCCAGGGUUUCAUCGACUGCAUAUACAGCCACAGGUGACCCUGUGAUGGACGUUGAGGGUGUACAGAUACAGGAUUCUGCAGGGUACAGCUUUGGAGGAAGUGCCACCAAUGGAGAAGGGUGUUCUGGUCCAGUUUGCACCAGUACAGGACACAGUGGCUAUUACAGCAGUAGUGGGUAUGUGGAUGCUCAGAGGAUGGGCACAUUUCUUGACCAGCAUGUUUCAGUGAUCAGCAGCGUAAGCAGCAUUCGCUCCGUCUCCGCAUAUACUGACGUGCACGACCCUCUCAACAUCCUGGACGACACAAGCAGGAAGAUAGCCAGACCCUACUACACUGAACUGUCAUCACUGGGCACACACACUACAGGAUCCAACAUAGCUCAUUCCUGCUCUGUCCCUGCACCCUGCAUGUAUGGAACUGCUGCUCCAUAUCACUCCCAGAACACACUGGUUCCUCACCAGGUGACCACAGAGGUGCGAGAAAUGGUGUCCUCCCUGCCACCCAUAUACACUGUGUUCAUGGGGUCAGCUGGUGGGCCACCCUGACUGUUGCUAAAACACCCCUUAUCUCUCAUUCAACUUCUAUUGAAUGCUAUACUCACUGCAGGUGAGAC